AAAAGAAGCAACGCAAAGAAGAGAUUGUGGAACAGAAAACUCAACCUAUUUAAAAUAGCUGACGAAUCAGAAUUUCGGCACUAAAACAGCUCGACUCUCAAUAAAUCAACAACGCUAUGGUUAACAAAGAAAAUGUGAUUAGUUGUUGCCAGCAGGUGAAGUGGAUCGGUAGCCACGACCCCAGCAAGUUUGUGAAAAAUCUUGAGCACAAAAACGUGUACUUCUAUGAAAAGUGCAUUUACGGGCCAUUGACACUAACAGUGGGAGAAUACAUAUUGGUGUCCAAUGCAGAUGCGGCAGAACCAGAUACGGUGGAUGGUUGCGAUGUCGCCAAGAUCCUUUAUCUGUACGAGCUUCGAGAAAUGACCCACAAAGAGCCCUGCCGAGCCAUCGUCCAGUGGUACUCUCGUCCAAGCGCCAUUCCGCAUAAGGAGUUUGAUGCAGACGAUAUUGCCGUUGACUUCAACCUGGAAGUGAUCGAAGAGCAUCGUCCCUACGACAACGACGUGGCCUUGGGAGCCAUUUACCGAAAGUGUCUGGUACUGGAAAGCACAUCACAACUCUCUGCCGAGCAGAUAGUGCAACGCGCUUCAGUUAAACUGAAAUCUUCUGACUACCCCAUGUUUGUAAGCCGAUACAAGUUCAUCAAGGUGAAGAAGCUUUAUCGCCUGAUACCCCUGGAGAUACAGCUGGACGAGCCCGAUGACAAAUCAUCAUCCCGAUCACGGAAAUCGCUAUCAAACCGUAAUGAACCCAAAUCAGGUUCAGCCUCAGCGCGAAAAGCUAAGAUGUUGGCUGUUGCUGGUGAGGCACCUACCACGGAGAAACGAAGGCGGGCUUCCAUGGCCGCGGCCAGUUCGCUGGAGUUUGUGGAUGUCAACUACUUCAACUGCGAGAACAAAGUGUCGCCCAUCAAGAUAGUAGGGGGUCGCAGCGUGGUGCGGCUUUCGGAGAAGAAAAAGAGCUCUUCCAGAGCUGAGGCAGAGGUUAAUGCCAACUAUCUGACGGCUUCCCCGCUGACAGAAAAGAACGCCAAAGUGGACACGCCCAAGUCCAGGGCGUCGGCUGCACGCCGUAACCUGAAUCUGAGUUUGGACAGAGGCGCAGACAGCACAGCGGACUCGGACUGUCUGAAUUAUUCAAUAGUGCAGCAGACGCCGGACCCAAAGACACCCUCAAAUGAUAUGAAAAUUAAACUGCGCAUCUCAGAGCGAAGAAAGUCUGUGCGCCUUGCUUCGAUAGAUCACGAUCCCCUAGCCGUUGACGAUCCCAAAGACACACCUACCACACAGGGACGCAAGCGACUUGGUGUCAACAAUGGGGACAUUUAUCACACUCCCACUAAGAAAGCGAGGGAGCCGCUGGACAUCAAUACCGGUGCCCAGGAGACUCCCUCGACGCGACGGAAGAGCAUCCUUAAGUCGGCCACUAGUCGACUGGCUGAGGGCACACCCAGAAGAAGCAUCCAACUAUCCAACAUUGUGGAGCAGCGUGUGUUCAAAGACAAUGAAAUAAUAUCGACACCUAAAAGAGGGCGCAAAACGAAGUCCAUUGAGGACGCGGACGCAGACUACUCGCCAAGAUCUGUUCAGAAAACGCCCACUCGAGCUCGACGCACAAGCGCCACUGCCAAGUCAACAGUGACCCCGAUUCGUGGCACCGCUGCAACUUCAGCUUCAGCUGCACCGAUAACUCCUUCACAAAAGCUGAAGAAAAUACGCGCCGGCGAGCUCAGUCCUAGCAUGCAGCAGCGAUCGGGCAAGCCCGUGGAUGAAUCUCGCAAGUCCCAGUUGCAACUGGCACGUGAGCAGCUACACGUCUCCGUUGUGCCCAAGAGCCUGCCGUGUCGCGAAAAGGAGUUCGAGAACAUCUACAGUUUUCUGGAGGGCAAGAUUCAGGACCAGUGCGGUGGCUGUAUGUAUGUAUCUGGCGUCCCUGGCACUGGUAAGACUGCCACUGUCACAGGAGUCAUUCGCACACUUCAACGCCUAGUCAGCCAGGACAAGCUAGCCGACUUUGAUUUUCUGGAGAUUAACGGAAUGCGCCUGACCGAGCCGCGCCAGGCCUACGUCCAGAUAUACAAACAGCUCACUGGCAAGACCGUGUCUUGGGAGCAUGCUCACACGCUGCUGGAGAAGCGUUUCACCACGCCAGCACCGAGGCGCGUGACCACAGUUCUGCUAGUAGAUGAACUGGACAUAUUGUGCAACAGGCGCCAGGAUGUGGUCUACAAUCUGCUCGAUUGGCCGACCAAAUCAGCUGCCAGACUGGUUGUGGUCACAAUAGCCAACACAAUGGAUCUCCCUGAACGUCUGCUAAUGGGCAAAGUAACAUCCCGUCUGGGCCUCACUCGCCUCACGUUCCAGCCAUAUACUCACAAGCAGCUGCAGGAAAUCGUCACCGCCCGCCUGGGCGGGUCGGAGGCGUUUAAGGGGGAGGCUGUCCAACUGGUGGCGCGCAAGGUGGCCGCUGUGUCGGGUGAUGCUCGUCGUGCGCUGGAUAUUUGCCGUCGGGCCACGGAAAUAGCUGACACUGCUCGUGAUAAGUGUGUGACAAUGCUGCACGUGCAGCAGGCGCUUGGCGAGAUGAUAGCGAGCGCAAAGGUACAGGCCAUAAAGAACUGUUCGCGACUGGAACAGAUCUUCUUGCAAGCUGUGGCUGCUGAGGUCACACGCACUGGUGUCGAGGAAUCCACCUUCAUGGGUGUGUACACCCAGGUGGAGACAAUUGCGGCGUUCAUGGGAGUCUCCCUGCCACCGCCAGGACGAGCCUUGCGGCUCUGCGCCAAGCUGGGGGCCGAGCGCCUCAUCAUAAGCGAGCACUCGCGCAACGAUCUCUUUCAGAAAAUUCUGCUGAACGUCAGCGCUGACGAUAUCCACUAUGCCCUCCGUGUGGGAGAGAUUGCGGCUGCCAACUGAUUAUCAUUCAUAUUACUUAAUAGACAAUUUCAUAGCUCACUAUCCAUCCACAUGUUUUCUUACGUUAAGCGUUUUAA
Drosophila persimilis is the source of this 2995-nucleotide messenger RNA. RefSeq names its product origin recognition complex subunit 1 (gene Orc1). Bases 117 to 2918 code for a protein of 933 amino acids. The record is from RefSeq and is a predicted model, not a curated record. Lineage: Eukaryota; Metazoa; Arthropoda; Insecta; Diptera; Drosophilidae. The transcript has 3 exons. Gene Ontology annotation, biological process: mitotic DNA replication checkpoint signaling; DNA replication initiation. Gene Ontology annotation, molecular function: chromatin binding; ATP hydrolysis activity; ATP binding. Gene Ontology annotation, cellular component: nuclear origin of replication recognition complex.